Messenger RNA from Necator americanus (New World hookworm), 261 nucleotides. RefSeq lists its product as uncharacterized. The coding region runs from base 1 to 261 and encodes 86 amino acids. NCBI's taxonomy places the organism in Eukaryota, Metazoa, Nematoda, Chromadorea, Rhabditida, Ancylostomatidae. The record is from RefSeq and is a predicted model, not a curated record. The transcript has 2 exons.
AUGACUUCUUCAUACGACUGGAUUGGUAGUGUUUCUCGACUGUUGUGGCGUAACGACGUGUCUGGUGCAGGUGGUGUCUGGACGUUGAUGGCGUUAGAUCGUGGAAGUGAAUUCAGCUCGAUUGAAGUAGACGACACCGAAAAUGGAGGAGUGACGGUGAAAUGCAUUUAUUUUUUGUGCGGCUGCGAUCUCCUAGGGAAGCAGGUCUUGCGUGUACUUGGAACAAUAUCGAAGGUUGGCGAGGAGAGAGGAGGAGUUUGA